Zingiber officinale is the source of this 1697-nucleotide messenger RNA. RefSeq names its product beta-1,4-xylosyltransferase IRX9-like. Gene Ontology annotation, molecular function: xylosyltransferase activity; galactosylgalactosylxylosylprotein 3-beta-glucuronosyltransferase activity. The record is from RefSeq and is a predicted model, not a curated record. The coding region runs from base 365 to 1474 and encodes 369 amino acids. The transcript is spliced from 3 exons. Lineage: Eukaryota; Viridiplantae; Streptophyta; Magnoliopsida; Zingiberales; Zingiberaceae. Gene Ontology annotation, cellular component: Golgi membrane. Gene Ontology annotation, biological process: glucuronoxylan biosynthetic process; plant-type secondary cell wall biogenesis.
CACUCAUUUAAUUCAUCAGCUCACCUCAUCACAUCUCAGCUCUCCUCCGCCAUGGCCAAACCAAACUAGUAGGUGGCGGGUUUCCUUCAAGCCUCAUCAACUCCACCACCGAAACCUCCUCCCCCUGCCCUUUUUUCCUUUCGCUUCAAGCAACUUCGAUCUCUCAGUGCCUAUUAUUCUCUUGAGGAUUUCAUUCUGUCUGAGGCAUUCUGUCGAACACCUGGUCGGUAGCUAGAUUUUCGUGCUCUGGUUCGGGCUCGUUUGAUCGAAUUUCGUCGCCUUUUUUUUUUUUUAAAUUGUGUUUGUCGGUGGAGUCUUGGGAUUGAUUCGGGUGCUCCGGCCGUAGAAGUCGUUCGCGAGGGAGAUGGGUUCGUUGGAUCGAUCGAAGAAGAAGAUCCAGCUUUGGAAGAAGGCGCUCCUGCACUUCGUGCUCUGCUUCGUCACUGGAUUCUUCACCGGAUUCGCUCCGCCUAGCGCUGUCAAUCUCUUCUCUGCCAGCGCCGUCGAGCGCUCUCCCGUCGUCGUCGUCGUCCCGGCUGCCUCAAUUAAGGCCGCGGAACACGUUGUCGAGCCUGCCGGCUCGACCGCCAACAGGUCCCUCGAAGAGAUCUCCAGAUCUGUGCUUGUUCCCACCGUCAACGACGUCGACCCGCCGCCGCCCCACGAAGGUAGCAACGUCGGCGGGGCGGAGGAGAAGUCGCCGCAUCCGCGCGAGCGGCUGCUGAUCCUGGUCACGACGGUGCGGCGCGACGACCGGUUUCAAGGUGCGUUCUUGCGGCGGCUGGCGCACACCCUGCGGCUGGUGCCGCCGCCGCUGCUGUGGAUCGUCGUCCAGGCGCACGAGGAUGCCGCCGCGACCGCAGCUAUGCUGCGGACCACUGGCGUCAUGUACAGGCACUUGACAUUUAAGGAGAAUUUUACUGACCCCGAAGCGGAGGCCGACCACCAGCGGAACGUCGCCCUCAGCCACGUCGAGUACCACCGACUCACCGGGAUCGUACACUUCGCCGGGGCAUCCAACGUCUACGAUCUACAAUUCUUCGAGGACAUAAGAGAUGUCGAGGCUUUUGGGACUUGGCCAGUAGCAAUUGUAUCAUCAAACAGGAAAAGGGUGGCUGUGGAUGGCCCUGUUUGUAACUCGUCGAAGGUCCAAGGAUGGAUCUUAAAGGAUUUGAGCUAUGAUAAUAGGUUGCUGAUCACUAGUACCGACAUGAGCCCGAAACCUCGAAAAUUAAAUAUUUCUGGCUUUGCAUUCAAUAGCUCUAUACUGUGGGAUCCUGAGAGGUGGGGUCGUCCUACCUCAUUGCCUGACACAUCACAGGAUUCAAUCAAGUUUGUGCAUGAAGUCAUCCUAGAAGAUGAGACUAAGUUGAAGGGUAUUCCUGCUGACUGCUCCAGAAUCAUGGUGUGGCAUCUGGACACACCUAGCAUUCUCUCCCUGCCUUUCCACUCCAAAAACCAAGGUAGAAGGUAGACAAUGAGAGGAUGAACCAUAAUAGAAGUGUAAAUGAGAGAAAGAGGAGAAGAAAAAAUGUUACUUUUGAUUCUUAUUUCAGUUCUUUGGGCCAAAGGGUUUAGGUACACUCCCAAACCAUAUUUUUUUGCCAUUACACCAUGGUAUUAAUUUCAUGUAGUUGGUGACUUUAUAAUUGAGGUUGGUAAGCACAUAUAUAUAAAUAUAUAUAUCUUGUUACAAA